AGGAGAAUUGCUUGAACCCUGGAGGCAGAGGUUGCAGUGAGCCAAGAUUGCGCCACUGCACUCCAGCCUGGCGCCUGGCGACAAAGCGAGACUCUGUCUCAAAAAAACAAAAGAUUUGUAUUUGCGUAAGUUCAGUAACUACUGUAUAAUCUCAGGGUUGUAGGGCCAGGCCAUGAAAAUAAUGCUAUAUGCAAAUCAAGAGGAUGAUCAGGUAACCUGGAUGAAUCAAUAGAAAGUCAAGCAUAGAGCAAAGACACAUGGUCCCUAAUCAGCAUGGAGGCCGGCCCAAGGCUGGCCACUGAUUGCAUCCUCUGUGUAGGGCAGGGGGCGAAGCCCUCCUAAAGCAGUGCCUUCCUUUGCUGCCUCAGGCCACCUGCCCUGCCCAACUGGCCUCUUUGGAUUUAAAGGGCUCUUUCUGGUCUCUGUCCAGGCCCUUCAUGGUCCAUCUUUAGUGAGCCACAUCUCGAGGUGUCCAGAGCCGAGGAGGUGUGAGUUCAUGGGCUUUGAAGUGGGGCAGACUUGGGCUGAGUCCUGGCUCCACCACUCAGUGGUUGGGCGUUCCCAGGAGUUCGGCAAGUGCCUUGAUUCUUCAAGCCCCGGUAACAUCAUCAGUAAAAUGAGGAUGACCCUCAGGGCUGUGGGGAGGGUUGAGUCAGACGUCGCGCAGAAGGCACUGAGCACAGAGCCUGGUGCAGACUGGAAAUCCGCGCUCUUCAGGACAGCAGAGUUAAUCCAGGGUCUGCGUUCUCUGCCGACUUCUUCCCCAUCAGGUCACUGCUCCCUCCUCUGAGGUCUGGACACAAGGCCGUAGGGAUCCAGACUGUCCUAGAUGAGGAGGACAUCUAUUCUCAGUGCUCUUUCCAGUGGUUUGUUUGGAGCUGCUCGUCCUGAUAUUCUGACCAACUCUGGCAGAGGGAAAGUCAGAUUUGAGGCAUGAGCUGUAGCAGGCAUCCAGAGAGGAAGGAAGGGUAAAGAGCUCUUCUGGGAGAGGAAAGGGGUCAUUUGGUAGUGCCCAAAAGGACUGUAGACUCCUCCUCAACAGUUUAGGACCUGUGAAGGUUUCCCACAGAGAGCACCUUCCCCUCUAUCCAUUAGGCCCACCCCGUGACAUCAAUGGAAUGGAAGCACCCUGCAGGUGACAUCACUGUUGCUCAGGGCAACACCUCCACCCUAAGGCAGACAAGGAGGUGAAAAAGUGGCCUCAAGAGUAAGACGCAUGUUGAAGGGAAGGGACAUAGAAGGUGUCACAUUCACAGGUGUGUUUCUCAGAGGCUGGGGAGGGGAUGUGCCUGGGUAGGGGGAAGGUGAAGAGAGGGAGGCACUGUGGUCUCAGAUCUGGGCUGUGUCAGUUGGUGGUGGGUCUUUAGGCCAUGGGUCAGAGAACCCAGUGCUGACAGCUGCAAUCUCCUUUGUUUCUCUGAGUGGGACUCCUUAGAGGGUCUCCUGCAACCUGGAUUUGUAAGGAGGGUUAGGGGAAGGGCAGGCUGGAGCAGUGUUGGGACCAUCGGAAAAGUGGCUUUCUAUUCUUCAGCCUCCCCACAAAAAGAGAGUGAGAAAUAGGAGGCUCACAUCCUUACUACAGGGGCUUCAUUGAUGGAGCAGUCAUCGUGCAUCUAUGUAAUGCUCGGCCCUAUACCAGGGAUUCAGUGGCCUCAGGGAGCCUUAUGAUGAAAUGCACAUGGAGAGGAAGAGAGUAUGGAAUCCACUGCCCCAAGAGGCAGGACCAGCUGGAGAUAGGAAUCCAGUCUCAAAGUUCACUUCACUCAGCUCUGGCAUUCCCUGGGAAAUUCUAGAUGGGUUAAACUAAAUUCAUGGAAAGCUUUCAGCUGGAUGUGCUUGAGAUACACUUGCUAAUUUGGGAGGGGAGUCAGAGGGGGCGGCCAUGGACGUCCACCUCGUCCCACCUGGUAUGGCACUGUUUACAAGGCUGAGGUCACUCAGCAGUUCUGAUGCUCUUAACUUGGCGACCUGUGGUUUCUGCCACAUCUUAUCAGGUGAUGCCUGCUGCUCCUCCUAAGCAAGGGCUGCCACACAUCAGCACAGGAGACAAAAGAGGCAGGAGAGGGAGGACUCCCUGUCCUGAAGAAAGGUGAAAAACGAGAUGAUACAGUAGGUCUCUCUAUGGAGGCUUCAGGAAUCACCUUGUCCUUCCACUUGAAGGCACCUGAUUCAAGUUUUUGUUUUGUACAACUAGGCAUAACUUCAGGUGCUUUUCUGAUGUCCAGCAUAUCACUGGCUACAGUCAUUGCCCUAAUUCUUGUAUUCACCUGGCUUUUUCAGGUUUAUAAAUGAAAAUUAGAGUAUCAUUAGCCGAGAUGACCAUUUGCAGAUUAUGAUUCUAUUUACAAAUAUGGUCCCGAAUCCAUCGUUGUGGAUAUUACAUUGUUCAUAUAAGUAGAAUGGCCUUGUUAAAAAAAAAAAAAAAAAAGUAGUUAUUUACUAAGCAAAGCUUCUUUCUAGGGGUUUACACAUAUUUAUUUAUCGUCCUCACAACAACCCUUCAAGGUGAGUAUUAUCCUAGUUUUACAGGUGAAAGACUCAGAGUGACUUGCCCCAAACGGAAAACAACAGAGACAAGAUUCAAACCUAGAUUUGCUCUCUCCCAGGGCCUUAGACUCUUUCUGCCACCUCAGGCGUCUGCCUGGACACCAUAGCCCAGAAAGUAUCAGAUGGUAUAAAGAAUCUCACAAAGUUUAAGAAUCAAAACUGAGAAGACAGCAAGCACACCACCAGCUCCAGGCCUGAGCCUUCUGGUCCCUUCCUGCUGUGAUUCACUCUGAUAUUAGCAGACCUAAUGAACUUCGGGGACUCCUUCUGCCAAGCGAUGCUGUGACUGUAGCCUGGGCUAUAUGAGGAUGAAAGGAAGGAAAGGCUUCCCCUUCCAGCACUCAGUUUUCUUUUCUGUUUAAUGGGCACAGCUACAGGCAGUUCCUGAUAAUAUUCAGAGCACUCUGCAAUCCUCUGACAGAAGUCCCUAGGAAAAAUACAAAGGCCCACAGCUAUCAAAUGACCCACUUCCAGGUGCAUAACACAGUGGGACGCUCACUGCGCUCACUGCCCGGGAAGAGGGCUCAGCUUGGAAGCUGUCCUGGGCUGCUACUGUUUUCUCUCCCUUCCAGGUCAUUUCCCUCAGCUGAUGCAGGAGUCCUCCUCACCCUCACUCCUCCUCCUAUAUCAAAGCAGCAGGGAAGUGUCAUCAUUUUGGCCCUGCCCACUGGUACAAAACCAUGUGCUCAUAACAUACUGUUCUCAUGGGAGCCAGCUUCAAUAGCCUCUUAGCAGCAGUCAGGGGAUCCACCUGAAGUUUAUGAAGGAGUCCUUUGUUUGCUGAGGCUUUGUUCCAAAGUUCCCAAGAAGGCAGGGGUGCAGCAUGCCUGGGCCGGAGGGCAGGAGAGCAGGGGCUGCCUGGGUCCCACCCCUGUGUGCCGCCUUAAAAUGUCCCUAAUGUACCCAUGCCACUUCCUGAUGUUUCACCCCAAUACAUACCUACUUGCCAGGGUCAAGAAGCCCUCACUCCCUUCUUUGCAGGGAAGGCUUUCCAUUCCUUUUAUCUCAAAUAGCCCAAGCCACACACAAAAUCUUGGUAGAAGGACUCUCAAGCGUUCAUUAAGUCUAACUCCCUGUUUCAUGCCCACAUUUCAUCUAAAUUGUCACCUACCCUUGCCUAAACAGUCUGGGGAGGAAAGUCCAUAGGUACAUGUCUAAUUUUCCACAGAUACCAGGUCACCGAAAGCAGCAUAGCUUAUGGCUUCAUGGGAUGAUCAUAGGCUUGAAAGUCAGAUAGGUUUGGAUUGAAAUGCUGGCUCUAUGAUGUUGGUGGGCGGCCUCACCUCUAUGCCUCAGUUUCCUUAUCUGUAAAAUGGGGAUAAGUGCCUGCCUCCAAGGGUUGAUGUGAGAAUGAUACAUGUAAAGCAUUAUUGCACAAUAAAUGGGAUGCAGUAGUUGUAAUUUAUUAAACCCUCCCAUGGUGCGUCAGGGCCCUGAGGCUUGUCCUGUUUUUCUCCUGAAAGAAGAAUUACUUCUCUGCUCCUUCUCUUACCCUGUAAGCCUCUGUUUAUCGUCCAUUUCUGCAAGAAGCUUGAACAAGAAGGGAGGUGUCCAAGGCAAGGCAGCUGAGGGUCAGAUAAACGAGUCGGGGUUCAUUCCUGGGCCAUUUUCUGAAUGUUGGCAGUGAGUCCACCUGCAGUUAGAUGAAGGUCGGUCCAGACAAAAAGGGGCUGCAACCAUCUCUGUCUCCAGGACUACGUCUGGAAGGGAUUUUGCUUACGUUUCCCAAGGCACUUACACUGUUAGUGCUUUGCUUUUCUGACUGCAGGGCACCUCCCGGGAAGAAAGAAUGAAGAACUUCUACAUUCUUUCUUCCUGGGAGGUACAGCUUCCCACUUCACUCCAGGAAUUUCAUAUUCCUGCUCCUGGGAGUAAAGGCAGUGAGGUUCUUUUCCCAAUCCUAACUCCAUUCAUGUAUUCAGCACCUACCCUCUUCCCAUGCUGGGUACGCAGAACCUAACGGAAGAGCUGUUGGUGUCAAUAAUGCCAGACUGGACGGAGCAAGGAAGGGUGCUGCUGACCCUCCUCUGUGUCAGCCCCUGGGGCCUUUAGAAGAAGACGAAGAGGUGGAGGAAGCAACUUAGUCAUACUCUCCAGGCUUCUGGAGGAGCCGCAGGGAUGUUGCUCUUCCCAGAGGACUCCUUAACAUUGCAACCAUGACGAUUUAACAAAUCAAAAGGGAGACCUGACCAUGGCACCAGUACCAGUGCCGAUAGCAGUAUCAUUUGCCAAGCUCCGCUGAGGGACUGUGAGAUGGUGCACAAUGUCAUAAAUUGGACAUAUUGCCAUAGCAAGCAGUAGAGCCAAGAUUCAAACCCAGGACAUCUGAUUCCAGAGUUUGACUGCUUAGCUGUGGUUCUCUAAGCCUCUGCAAACUGUUAAGCUCUUCUCAGCUGAUGAGCUAUGGGCUGUUUCUUUCUCGGUGACCCUAGGAAUGGGAAUGAGCCCGUGUGAACUCUUCACUAGCAGUGGCUGCUUGCUGCGCACCUCGGUCUGACACACAUGUGAGUCAGGGGUCCAUGCAUUUGGCAGGCAUUAUUUGGGCACCUACUGGAUGCCAGCACAGCCUCGGUGGAGCACCCGCAUCACACCUUAUUGCUCUGUCCCUGUGGCUAGAAGACGAUGUCGCUGUAGGGUUGUUUUGUGCAAUUAAUAGGGAGUAUGACUCUGAGUAGGCACAGGUACUUCUGGGAGCAAUUUUGCUAACUGUUCCUAGCCUUACCAUGUGGGCCCUCUGCUCUCCGGAGAGGAGGACUGGUUUGUGCUGACUGGUGUGGGAGGGCUGGCAGGGGCCCAGCUCUAUUGUUCAGCCCAGAUCCCUGCAGCAGAGCGUAAGCAAAGACGCUCUUAAUUUUUUUACAGCUUUGUCUUUGUGUCAGUAACUGCUCCCCUUUAUUGAGAUGAAAGGGGGUUUUAGAUCUUUGCAGGCAGAGUGUGUGCAUGUGCGUGCGUGCGUGCGUGUGUGUGUGUGUGUGGGUGUGUGUGUGUGUACGCGCUUCCCUUCCUCUCCCCGCUCUCCCCAGCCCAGCUGGGGCCCAGGCAUUGUGUCAGGUACCUAAGCCACAGGGGACCUGGGUAGAAACACAGUCUGGGAUUUCUUUCGCUGUGUGGGGCCCAGAAUCUCUGGAAGCCAGGACGUGGGAAAGCUCAGACCAUGGCCAUGGGGCUCUUCCGCGUGUGUCUGGUGGUGGUGACGGCCAUCAUCAACCACCCGCUGCUAUUCCCUCGGGAGAACGCCACGGUGCCCGAGAAUGAGGAGGAGAUCAUCCGCAAGAUGCAGGCACACCAGGAGAAGCUGCAGCUGGAGCAGCUGCGCCUGGAGGAGGAAGUGGCGCGGCUGGCAGCUGAGAAGGAGGCGCUGAAGCAGGUGGCAGAGGAGGGCAGGCAGCAGAAUGAGACACGCGCGGCCUGGGACCUCUGGAGCACCCUCUGCAUGAUCCUCUUCCUGAUGAUCGAGGUGUGGCGGCAGGACCACCAGGAGGGGCCCUCCCCUGAGUGCCUGGGCGGUGAGGAGGAUGAGCUGCCUGGGCUGGGGGGUGCCCCCUUGCAGGGCCUCACCCUGCCCAACAAGGCCACGCUUGGCCACUUUUAUGAGCACUGCAUCCGGGGGGCCACAGCCGACGCUGCCCGUACCCGGGAGUUCCUGGAAGGCUUCGUGGAUGACUUGCUGGAAGCCCUGAGGAGCCUCUGCAAUCGUGACACCGACAUGGAGGUGGAGGACUUCAUUGGCGUGGACAGCAUGUACGAGAACUGGCAGGUGGACAGGCCGCUUCUGUGCCACCUUUUUGUGCCCUUCACACCCCCCGAGCCCUACCGCUUCCACCCAGAGCUCUGGUGCUCCAGCCGUUCAGUGCCCCUGGAUCGCCAGGGCUACGGCCAGAUCAAGGUGGUCCGUGCCGACGGGGACACCCUGAGCUGCAUCUGCGGCAAGACCAAGCUCGGGGAAGAUAUGCUGUGUCUCCUGCACGGCAGGAACAGCACGGUGCCCCCCUGCGGCGACAUGGAGAACCUGCUGUGUGCCGCGGAUUCCAUGUACCUGGACACGAUGCAGGUCAUGAAGUGGUUCCAGACGGCCCUCACCAGAGCCUGGCACGGCAUUGCCCACAAGUACGAGUUUGACCUGGCCUUUGGCCAGCUGGACAGCCCGGGCUCCCUGAAGAUCAGGUUCCGCUCAGGGAAGUUCAUGCCCUUCAACCUGAUUCCUGUGAUCCAGUGUGAUGACUCGGACCUGUACUUCGUCUCCCACCUUCCCAGGGAGCCAUCCGAGGGCACCCUGGCCUCCAGCACAGACUGGCUCCUGUCCUUUGCUGUCUACGAGCGCCGCUUCCUCAGGACAACACUGAAGGCGCUGCCCGAAGGCGCCUGCCACCUCAGCUGCCUGCAGAUCGCCUCCUUCCUACUCUCCAAGCAGAGCCGCCUGACCGGCCCCAGCGGGCUCAGCAGCUACCACCUGAAGACCGCCCUGCUGCACCUCCUGCUCCGCCGGCGGGCGGCGGACUGGAAGGCGGGGCAGCUGGACGCUCGACUGCAUGAGUUGCUCUGCUUCCUGGAGAAGAGCUUGCUGGAGAAGAAGCUCCACCACUUUUUCAUUGGCAACCGAAAGGUGCCCGACGCUAUGGGCCUCCCGCAGGCGGUGCUCAAGGCGGAGCCCCUCAACCUCUUCCGGCCCUUUGUCCUGCAGCGAAGUCUCUACCGUAAGACACUGGACUCCUUCUAUGAGAUGCUCAAGAAUGCCCCCGCACUCAUUAGUGAGUAUUCCCUACAUGUCCCCUCGGACCAUGCCAGCCUGCCCCAAAAAGCCAACGUCCUGUAGAGCAUGUGGGACUCUGGAAGCUAGGAUGAGGGCAUUCCUCACAGUCACACUCCUGGUGACAUCUGCCAGCGCUGUCCUGGGGACAAGGCGGGCUUUCGUGGGAGCCGUGCUCAGCCUGCCAGGAAGCCAGGCCCUACAGUGCAGAGGAAACAGAAUUUCAACAGGAAGCUGGUACCAUUGGGAUCUGUUGGUAAAGCUGUCAUUUGGGUUUAGGGACUGAUCCCCUGCAGUUUACUUCUGGAUCAUCAUGAAUGGCCAAGAUGGUGGCAGAACAUGCAGUGGACCCUGAGUUGGAAACAGUGCAAAUGUUGGAUUGGGUGUUAAUUCUUUUUGCAUCCCAGAUCCAGUCUGUACUUGAGUAUCAGCAGAGGAUCCAUGAGAAGGCUGACGGGGAACUGUGUUAAGACCCAGCACCGGUAUUCCCAGCCCUUGGCCUGACCGUCUGCAGCCAGAGCACUAACAGGGACAGAUGUGGGAAUGUCCAUCUUUACUCCACAACCUGCAUGACAGCAGUCCCACCAUGGCUGCCACUUUUUUAUAUUAUUUGGAGAAAAGACCUUGUGUAGAUUCGGGUCCCAAGUGACUAACAUCUCUGUCACAUGGAAAUGGGUACUUGGUGGCAUAGAGAAACACGGCCACUUUUUCAGCUACACUGCUCUCUCAGGUGCACCCCCUUCUGCUGUCCCUUCCCCAACAUACUGGGUCCUGAGCGUGGUGGGUGUCAUUUGCCAUGCUGGGUGUCAGCUCAGCGGCCCCACAUCUCUCUUGAUUUUCUCCAAAGCAGGUCUCUCUGACUAUCAGUGUGGUAGGGGGAAGACAGAUGCUGAAGGUGGAAGCUCACCUGGAGAAGGAGACACACAGGGUGACUGGGGCAAAGGACAGCUGGAAAAGAAGCUCUGUCACUUCUUCAUUGGCAUCCGCAAGGUGCCUGAGGUCAUGGCACUCCCAGAGGGUGUGUGCAGGGUCAAACCUCUCUAUGUCUUCUGGCCCUGCGUCCUGCAGUGAAGUCUCUACUGUAAGACAGUGGACUCCUUCUGUGAGGUGCUCAAGAAUGCUACUCGUGUGGUGGGGUCUGGCUUGCAGCCUGGCCCAGUUCAGAGAAAGUUGCAGAGAUCGGGAGCCAGGAUGUCAUAACCCUGGGUUGUCCUCAGGGUCCCAAUCCUAGGGCAGGGUGUGUGGAAGCAAGAGCUACUGUGGAAACCCAGCUCCAGUCUGCAGCCUCUGAGCCCCUAGUUCCUCACUCCAGCGGGGCUCCCUCACUGCAAAGAACCCACCCCUCCUGUGUGGGCAUGCCUGACCACACAGAGGACCCAGACCCAAAGAGCCGGGCAGAGUCUCUGUGGUUGGAGCUGGGCUUCAUCUCCAGGUCUGUGGUUCAGGCAGAUCAGGAAGCCUCUUCUCCACCUGUGGCUUCACUGGCCCUUUGAGAUUUCCUAUCACCAUCACUUCAGUUACCCUUGCAGAGGGCCAGGGAGUUGAGAAUGUACCUGUGCUCUCCCUCCAGGGUUUAUGCCGGCCAUGCCUUCCAGAGAGCAUAACCAACUUGACAGGGGUGCCCAGUUUCCCCAUAAACUGAAGGAAGACGAUCCUUCCCCACUCCCCAGGAGUGCUCUCAACCAACCUCAGAAAGCUCGAGAAGAGGGACCCUUUGCCCACUAGGGUGAAUUCCUGGUGGAGCAGCUCAGCUGUGAUCAGGGAAAACCAAACCUAUAGGAAGCCUUCCAGUGUGAGCUGGAGUUAGACUGAACAAGCACUUGGGCCUGCCUCUCCCUAGACCCAGCUGCGGGGCACACCAGGAAAGGAACCAGCUCAAGUGUGUCCCUAACAGCAGCCCAGACUACCCCCAACCCCUCACAGCCCGACCUUCCUCAUUCCAUCAGAUGUAUCUGCAGAAUCGGGGCAAAUUUCCUUAUUUAUUUAUGGCCCAUGCCUUUCCCCUUCUUCAUCCUGAUCCCGUUUUGCUUUGAAGAGACCCCAAUAACCGGAAAACGGCCUCCAGAAGCCAAAACCAUGCCUGGAUCUCCCACAGCUUCUCCUUUGCUUCCAGGAGAAAGUUCACAGAAAAAAUACCUUCUGGCUUCUUGUUUAUACAGAGACAACAGACCUCGGUGGGGAAACGGGAAUCUUUUCUGUAGCAAAGCUGCUACUAAAGCAGAAAGCAGUGGGACUCUUGGUAUUUCAUGCUGCCUUAUUUAUAUUAAAGGAAGAAUUAAAUCUUGCAAGGAGU
Molecule: messenger RNA, 9587 nt
Organism: Cebus imitator (Panamanian white-faced capuchin)
Lineage: Eukaryota; Metazoa; Chordata; Mammalia; Primates; Cebidae
Gene: ITPRIP
Product: inositol 1,4,5-trisphosphate receptor interacting protein
Exons: 2
Coding region: 5702-7360 (552 amino acids)
Cellular component (GO): membrane
Molecular function (GO): protein kinase inhibitor activity
Source: RefSeq, a predicted model, not a curated record